Monodelphis domestica (gray short-tailed opossum) is the source of this 1235-nucleotide messenger RNA. Its product is annotated as olfactory receptor 51I1-like. Lineage: Eukaryota; Metazoa; Chordata; Mammalia; Didelphimorphia; Didelphidae. Gene Ontology annotation, biological process: G protein-coupled receptor signaling pathway. Gene Ontology annotation, cellular component: plasma membrane. The record is from RefSeq and is a predicted model, not a curated record. Gene Ontology annotation, molecular function: G protein-coupled receptor activity; olfactory receptor activity.
CACAACAACCCUGGGAGAUAGACGUAUUACUAUCUCCCUUUUACAGAUGAGGCAACUGAGAUAGAGAGAAGUAAAAUGCCCAAGGUCAUAUAACUAGUAAAUAUCUGAAGCUGAAUUUGAAACCAAAUCUUUCUGAUUCCAGGACCCGUGUUCUAACUGUUGUGUCACCACAUCUUGCUAACUCUAUAUUCCUUUUGUGUCUGGAGACAGGAGCUAGAAAAGAGGGAGGCUGAGUACAGGGUCCAAAACAUCUGUGUACCCUCCCUCUUCCAAGUGGUCUCUACCUUCUCCCUGCCAUGUGGCAUUUCAAUGACUCGCACUUCCAACCAGACAAGUUGCAGCUGACAGGCAUCCCAGGUCUGGAGACUGGAGAAGGGUGGGUAGCUCUCAUCUUCUGCUUGCUCUACCUGAUCUCCAUCGGGGGCAACCUUGCCAUCCUAGGUCUUGUGGUGCGAGAGACUGCCCUGCAUCAGCCAAUGUACUACUUCCUGUCCAUGCUCUCCCUCAAUGACCUGGGUGUCUCCCUGUCUACAUUGCCCACUAUGCUGGGUACUUUUUGCUUCAACUACCGUGAGGUUGGCUUUGAUGCCUGUCUGGUCCAGAUGUUCUUCAUACAUACCUUCUCUUUCAUGGAGUCUGGGAUCCUGCUGGCUAUGAGCUUUGACCGCUUUGUGGCCAUCUGUAACCCCCUGCGCUAUGCUACCAUCCUCACUAACACCCGUAUCGUGGUCAUGGGUCUGGCCAUACUUCUCAAAAGCUUUGUCACUCUCUUCCCUUUUCCCUUCCUGGUGAAGCGGUUGCCUUUCUGCAAGGGAAAUGUUCUGCAUCAUUCCUACUGCCUCCAUCCCGACCUUAUGAAGGUUGCAUGUGGAGACAUCCAUGUUAACAACAUUUACGGGCUUUUUGUGGUCAUCUUUACCUAUGGGGUUGACUCAACCUUCAUCCUCCUUUCUUAUGCUCUCAUCUUGAAGGCUGUACUAGCCAUUGCCUCCCAGGAACAGAGGCUCAAAGCACUCAAUACCUGCAUUUCCCACAUCUGUGCAGUUCUGGCCUUUUAUGUGCCCAUCAUCGCUGUCUCUAUGAUCCACCGCUUCUGGAAGAAGGCUCCACCUGUAGUCCAUGUCAUGAUGUCCAAUGUCUAUCUCUUUGUGCCUCCCAUGCUCAAUCCCAUCAUCUAUAGUGUCAAGACCAAGGAGAUACGUCGUGGAUUUCUCAAAAUCUUCCAAAAAUCUUAG